AGUAAACUUUGCUUACGCAGCCGGCUCCAUUCAUUCUCUGAAGCCAAUCACUUCCUCUGUUGGUGGCUGAUAAGAAUUUAAUGGCUUGAGAAGGUGGAGUGUCAGCAUCCCUAGUGGUAAACACAUUCCCAGGCAUAUCAGUAGUUUCUGUCCAUCACCCAUGCUGGAAGCUAUUUGGAAAAGGAGAACUAGAAAUCGGGGAAGGGAAAUCAUGUAUCAUCAUCCUGUCUGGAACAUCCAGAAGACUUUAUGCUGUUUUCAUUAUGUGGAUUCACUAGAGAAAUGACUACCUUUGAUCAGCCAAGUAAAAUAAAAAACUUGUUUAUUUGCUGCCUGUGCCCCUCACGGUUGCUGAGGAUUUGGACUUGCAGGCGACCAAGGACAAGGAGGAAUCUGCUAGUGGGCACCGUGUGUGUGAUCUACCUGGGGUUCCUCAUCAGUCAAGUGGGUCAUGUUUUACCCCAGCACAAAGGAGGACAUCAAAAAAUACGUUCCGGAAGUCUCCAAGAUGCAGCCCAAUCUCCUUUUCUGGGCAUCCCACUGGAUGGCACCCUGUCACCACCCAAUUUCCAGGAACCCCAGCUUGGUAGCAAUGGGACCUUGCUGCCACCCAACGUAGUUUAUAUCACCCUGCGAUCCAAGCGCAGCAAGCCUGCCAAUAUCAGAGGUACAGUGAAGCCAAAGCGCAGGAAGAAACAUGCAACCCCUUUGUCUUACAGGCAGCGCUUUCCAGAAGCCACUUUUACAGGCUGGGAGAAGGCCUUUGCCCAACACCCAGGAAGGGCCACACAUGCUGUGGGCACAAGGGAAGCAGCAGUAUCUCUGGAUGUGAGAAAGCAUCAGCUGGAUGAACACAGGCAAAAAGGAAUGGCAGUCAGGGAGAGGGGACACCGGAGACCUGAGGGGAUCCCUGUAAAGGCACAGCCUCUGCCUGAGGAAAGCAACAUCAGAAUUUACAGUGAGAGCUCUCCCUCAUGGCUGAGCAAAGAUGACAUCCGAAACAUGCGCAUGCUGGCGGAUUCUCGGAUAGAGAGCAUCCAAGAAGUACCUUCUCACAAAGCAGUCCUGCUGGUAUUUGCCAGAGAUCACAACACCACAGGAGCUGCUUGUAACCAGGGACAUUGUGGCAUCAUCAAAAGACCCCUUGACAUGAGUGAAGUGUUUGCCUUUCAUUUGGAUAGGAUCUUGGGACUAAACAGGAGCUUACCUUCUGUAAGCAGGAGAUUGGAGUUCUUCCAAGAUGGUCAAGCCCGUCCUGUUAUUCUCUGGGAUUCCUCACUGAGUCCAACAGAUAGUAACACCCAUUCUUCAGUGAGGCUAACCUGGGGGCAAUAUCAGCUGCUAUUAAAGCAGAAGUGCUGGCAGAAUGGUAAAGUUCCCAAAGCUGAGUGGGGCUGUACUGAGAUCCAUCAUCACGAGUGGUCCAAGAUGGCACUCUUUGAUUUUCUUCUGCAGAUCUAUAAUCGACUAGACAAAAACUGCUGUGGAUUCAAACCUCUCAAAGAAGAUUCCUGCAUGCAGCAAGGACUGAAGCUGAAAUGUAGUGAUCAGAAUGCCAUUGAACUGACGCACAUAGUCCAGAGAGGGCAUGACCGAAGACAUUUGGCCUUUAUCGACAAUAAAGGUUUCUUUGACCGAAACGAAGACAAUCUUGACUUCAAAAUACUGCAAGGAAUCAAUGAAUUCCCUGAGUCUGCAGUUUCAGUGCUGAGAAGCCAGCGUUUACGUGAGAAGUUGCUUCAGUCUUUGUUCCUCGACAAAAUAUACUGGGAGAGCCAAGGAGGCAGAAAAGGAAUUGAAAAACUUAUUGAUGUAGUAGAGAGGAGGUCGAAAAUUCUUCUCACUUAUAUAAAUGCACAUGGAGCCAAAGUAUUGCCCAUGAAUGAGUGAAGCAGUCUAUCUGAGAAGUAGUGUUUUAAAAUGUUGGAUGAGGCAAAAAUUGGCAGUAAAACUGAUUUAAUUUAUAGGUUUCUACCCCCUCCCCCCAACUUCCAAGUUAAUUUUUAAAUAAGAAAUCUUGCAUGUUUUAAAAGGAGCAGUUAACUGUCAGCUGCAGCUCAGCACAGUGUAGUCUUUUCUGUGUCACUGGUGAAAUGAAAUGAAAAAUAACUAAGUGGUACUUUAACUAAUGUAGUAAUAUGUACGCAUCAUGAACAUUCAUUCUGUUAAACCAAAAGUUAUCAACAGGAUUUUCACUACCUUAGGCUGGAUUAUUAUUUCUUCCCUCAUUUAAGCCAGUAAAAGUUUUGUUGCAAAUUUAAAUGGGAGCAGAGAUUUGGAAGCACUUAAUACCUUGAUGAAACUUGCCCUUGCAUCUACCUGCUGAAACAUACCUAGUACAGCAAUUUGUCUUUUUGUAUUAUGAAUGCUAAAAUGCCCAUAUUUCCAAAGGCUUACUCUGUUUUAUUUUCUUUUGGUCUUCUGAAAUCUGAGGAUUAAAUUCAGCCUUUAGAUGCAGAAGUGUUUGCACUGGACAUGAGGGAAAUUUGACAACAGAGUGAGGUGAACAUAUUAUGUAACAAUAAUAUUUAAUUUCACAAAUGCAGUUUUUACAUGUUCAUGGGGUUCAAUUCAUCAUGAGUCACUCAUAACAAUGUACUAUUUUCAGCAGAGGUUGUUUUGAUGUGUAAAUGGCUGAUCUGAUAUUUUCAGUCUAUUGUUUAACUGGGGUUUGUUCAUAGAUUUGCCCUUUAUGAUCACUAUGUUAAAAAAAAAAAGAAAGAAAAAAAGAAAAAAAAAAGAAAGAAAUUCACCUGUAGGAAACUGAGCUUUGGUUUUGUGUGAACAUGCUGCAAAAUCAGUGCAUAUUUUGGUUUUUUUGCAGCAUUAUUGACAUUUUUUUGGGUAGCAUAUAUAAAAACAGCAAGCCUACUAAGGCCCUGAGUGUUCAGCUGAGCACAGAGAAUGCAUGUGCUGUAUGCUUAGCUCUAGCCAGCAAUUUAUGCUUGGUGUUCCCAUCAAAAUUGACCACUGUGGGGUGAAGAUUCUAUCUGCAAACUUGACUCAAGUAUACCCACAGAUAAGGUAGCUGGAAGAGGAUGGAGAAGCACAUCAGAUUAUUAAUUUUCUUCUACUCCAGAAAUAAAAUAUCAGUUAGUGUAGUCUGUCAUGACAUUUACCUUCCCCCUGCCUUAGAAAGACUCUUAGCAUCUUUCCAGAGGAAUAUAUAUGAUCUUCUUGCCAUGAGAUAAUGGCAGAAGUGGAAUACUUUCGUAGCUACACUUUGUGCAUACUUUAAAAAAAAAGAAAAAAAGGAAGUGUAAGAUUUUAAAAUACUUUGGAAAGUGCUUGUGUGGCACUAAUGAGAAGCUAAAAUGUUUCAUGUCAAUGUUAAUGAGGAUGGGUGAAUAUAAUGCUUUAAAUAAUUACAUUCCACUGCAGCUUAAACAGAUUUUCUUUCUUAGUUCCAGAACAGCUAUUAACAAUAAUUGCAUUACUAGAAGAAGUAGAUCUCAUUAUAGGCAUAGUUAAUCAUACUCUCUAAAAUUGUAAGAGCUUGGCCAUCUAAAUAAUCUUUUCUUUCAUUCUGUCAAGAAAGGGCAGAUAAAUUUGUAAAAACUUCCUAGAACUUAACUAUUGCCAUGAGAGGACAUAUUUUAGAAUGCUUUGGACCUUUUAAUAGGACCACUAUAGGAUUUUAUAGCAUUUUCAUAUUAUCCCUGUCGUAAAGUGUUUUAACUUACUAGGCAGGAAAUUUCUAUCAGAGAAACACAAACAUUACUGUAGCUUGCACUGUGAACAGAGCCUAGAGAAAGAAAUAAUCCUUUGGAUGCAUUUCACGUGGAAUUCCUGCUGCACCAAGUGCCACUCUUCAAUGACCAAUACAAUCAAUCUCAAUUUCUAACCUGUCUCAUGGUUUUCUUCCUGCUAGACAUCUGUUUAAGUGGAGCCACACUCUCUUCCAGAUGCAAGAGAAAGGCACAACUCUUAACUACACUUAGCUUAGAUGAAGACCAAGUGGAGAUACAAGAGAGUACCAAAUCAUGAACUAAAGUCCUAGAAGAACUCUGUCUAUAGCUUCUUCUCUUCUGUCUUUAGACUGUGCAUCCUGAUGCCAAGUCAUUGCCUCACAUUGACCACUUGUAUUUUUUUCCAGAAUUGACUCAUUGUCCAAGAAGAAAAUUAAAUCAGAAAUCACUUGUUGUUGGUUUU
Messenger RNA from Pogoniulus pusillus (Red-fronted tinkerbird), 4152 nucleotides. RefSeq names its product golgi associated kinase 1B (gene GASK1B). NCBI's taxonomy places the organism in Eukaryota, Metazoa, Chordata, Aves, Piciformes, Lybiidae. Gene Ontology annotation, cellular component: Golgi apparatus. Bases 250 to 1890 code for a protein of 546 amino acids. The transcript has 4 exons. The record is from RefSeq and is a predicted model, not a curated record.